ACCGGUUAAAGACUUCACAGACUUCCCACACAUAACACCAUCUCUCUCUCUCUUUCUCUCUGCUCUUUUGGUCUCUGUUUUCUCUUCUCUUCUUGAUUUAUGGACAAAGGAUGGGGUCUUGCCCUUGAUUCUGAUCCUCCGAUUUCCUUAUUUUCUAACCUCAGCAACAAGCCUUCUUCUGCUCCUGUACUCGAUUCUUUAUUCAAGAUUAAGAGAAAUCUUGACGUUGCUGAUUCUGUUAAGAUGUUCCCGUUCCCUGUCAAUGUUUCCCGCCGGGAUGAUCAGGCUUCUUCGUCUUCCGCCGAUGACAACCGUGUGGUUGUUGGUGAAGUCGACUUUUUUUCUGAUAAACGAAACAGAGCUGUUGGCGAUAAUAAUAAUAAUAAUGAUAAUGAUGAUUCUAAAGCCACACGUGUCACUGUCAAGAAGGAGAAUUCUUACGGUGAAGCCGCUCCAAGGUCAAGCCUCGAUGUAAAUACUGGAUUGCACCUUCUCACUGCCAACACUGGAAGUGAUCAAUCGACGGUGGAUGAUGGGGUAUCGUCGGACGUCGUUGAUGAUAAGCGAUCAAAAAGUGAGCUUGCACAAUUGCAAGUAGAGCUCCAGAGGAUGAAUGUCGAAAAUCAAAGGUUGAGAGACAUGCUUAGUCAAGUAACCAACAAUUACAAUGCAUUACAGAUGCAUAUUGUAGCUCUGAUGCAACAAAGCCGUGGAACUGAAGCCAACCAAGAACAUGAGGUUGUUCAAGGCAAGCCCGAGGAGAAGAAACAGGAGGUGGUGCCAAGGCAAUUUUUGGAUCUUGGACGUUCAGCUGAGGCCGAUGAAAUGUCUCAUUCAUCGUCUGAUGAGAGGACCCGUUCAGCCACUCCUCAAACCAAUAUGGAAACAGCAUCCGUGAAAAAUAAUGGGAACCAGGAGAAUUCAAGUUUUAGAGAUGGCAAAAGAGUUGGCAGAGAAGACAGCCCUGAUUCUGAAUCACAAGGAUGGAAUCCUAGCAAGGUUCAAAAAUUGAAUUCUCCUCCUAGUAAGGGUAUUGAUCAAUCAACUGAGGCUACCAUGAGAAAAGCUCGUGUCUCAGUCAGAGCCCGAUCAGAAGCUCCCAUGAUCACCGAUGGAUGUCAAUGGAGAAAAUAUGGACAGAAGAUGGCCAAAGGAAACCCAUGUCCUAGAGCCUACUAUAGAUGCACCAUGGCAGUGGGUUGCCCAGUUCGCAAACAAGUCCAACGUUGUGCGGACGACAAAACAAUAUUGAUUACAACUUAUGAAGGCAACCAUAAUCACCCUUUGCCUCCAGCUGCCAUGGCAAUGGCUUCCACAACAACAGCAGCUGCAAGUAUGCUACUGUCAGGUUCAAUGUCUAGUGCAGAUGGGUUAAUGAACCCAAAUUUGCUAGCGAGAGCAAUCCUUCCAUGCUCAUCAAGUAUGGCAACGAUUUCAGCUUCAGCUCCAUUCCCAACUGUAACAUUAGACCUCACCCAUAACCCAAAUACAACACAAGUACAAAGACCUCCCACUCAUUUCCAAGUCCCUUUUCCAGGCCAACCCCAGAAUUUUGCCCCCGCCACUGCUCCACAAUUUCCACAGGUUUUUGGUCAAGCCCUUUAUAACCAAUCAAAAUUCUCUGGCCUCCAAUUGUCUCAAGAAACGGUGCCCUCGCAAUUACCCCAACAAUUGCACCCAGCACAGCAGCCCUCACUAGUUGACACAGUCAGUGCUGCGACGGCUGCCAUCACUGCGGAUCCUAACUUCACUGCAGCACUGGCGGCUGCAAUCUCCUCUAUUAUCGGUGGUGCAAACGGCAACAACACCACCAGCACUAAUGCCCACAACACAAGCAACAGAAACUAGAGGGGGGGUUCUCAUUUUUCAUCCUUUUUUUUUUUUACUGUUUCUCAGUGUCAGUUCUCUUAGUUCUUUUGUUUUUUUUGAGUGUCCAUAAUUUUUCGUUCUUGUUGGGGGGAAGACUGAGGAGGGAUUAAUUUAGAAGACAAAAUUACAUUUCUUUGUUAUUAUUUCAUUAUGAAUAACUCUGCUUCUUAUUGUUUAGAGAAUUAAUACAGGAAAAGAUAAGAACAUUUACAUUUUCA
This is a messenger RNA of Manihot esculenta (cassava), 2087 nucleotides long. Its product is annotated as probable WRKY transcription factor 31. The coding region runs from base 100 to 1848 and encodes 582 amino acids. Gene Ontology annotation, molecular function: sequence-specific DNA binding; DNA-binding transcription factor activity. The record is from RefSeq and is a predicted model, not a curated record. Gene Ontology annotation, biological process: regulation of DNA-templated transcription. NCBI's taxonomy places the organism in Eukaryota, Viridiplantae, Streptophyta, Magnoliopsida, Malpighiales, Euphorbiaceae. The transcript has 6 exons.